CGGCCUGAUUGUCACGGCGCGGUUGCUUUGAGGGCGCAGCAGCCCUACCGAGGGAGGCCGGCGUGAGGCCAGAGGGUGGGAAAGCGGCCGCCGGCGGAGGGCGGCGCCGGAGGAGGGCGGCGCGCGGUGACUCAUCCCUCUGGAAGAUCAGACACGCUCGCCGAGCUCGCCCGCGCCGCCGCUCCUCAACCGGGAGGCGUCCGCUCGCACCGCCCGCCCGCUCCGAGCUCCCGGCCUGGCCGCGGCACAGAAAGUUUUCCCGGGCUAACGGCCUGCGGGAAGCGGAGCGGGCACGGCUGGGAGGCGAUCGCCGCGCGGGCCCGCCGAGUGCAUGGUGCCCUGCGCCCGGGCCGCGCGUCUGGAGGACCCGGGGCGGGGCCCGGCUGAGCCCAGUUCCUGAGCCUCUGUCUAGCCCCGUCCGUAGCCGUCUUCCCUUGGGACUGCCGCGAGGGUCCCGCUCCACGCCAUGUCCCGGCUGCUGCCGCUGCUGGGGAGCCGGACGGCGCGCAGCCUGAGGCCGGGCCCUGCCGCCGCGCCCCGCCCGCCGUCCUGGUGCAGCUGCGGCCGGGGACUGCUGGCGCUUGGGGUCCCCGGCGGUCCCCGGCUUCUGGGCACACAUCCCAAGAAAGAGCCCAUGGAGGCGCUGAACACGGCGCAGGGCGCGCGCGACUUCAUCUACAGCCUGCACUCCACGGAGAGGAGCUGCUUGCUCAAAGAGCUGCACCGCUUCGAGUCUAUUGCCAUCGCACAAGCAUGCAGAUUUCCCAAACCCGAGAUGGUCAUUGUGAAGCGUGCGAAGGAGGUGUCAGCCGCAGAGACCCCUGAUAGUUUUGAAAAAUUGGAAGCUCUACCACCCACUCCAGGACAGCUGAGAUAUGUAUUCUUCCACAAUGCGAUACCUUUCGUAGGGUUUGGCUUUUUGGAUAACGCAAUUAUGAUUGUUGCAGGAACCCAAAUUGAAUUGUCUAUUGGAAUUAUUUUGGGAAUUUCAACAAUGGCAGCUGCAGCUUUGGGAAAUCUUGUUUCAGACUUAGCUGGACUUGGCCUUGCAGGUUAUGUUGAGGCCUUGGCGUCCAGGUUAGGCCUCUCAAUUCCUGAUCUUACACCAAAGCAAGUUGACAUGUGGCAAACACGUGUUAGUACACAUUUGGGCAAGGCCGUGGGGGUGACUAUCGGCUGCAUUCUAGGAAUGUUCCCACUGAUUUUCUUUGGAGGAGGUGAAGAGGAUGAAAAACUGGAAACAACAAAUUAAUCAUCUUAGAACACCUAUAAGAAGAUGUAAACUAAUGUACCUCAGUCAUUAAAUAUACUGUCACAACCUUUAGCAGUGAGGACAGUAACUAUAGAUAUGGGAUCAAAUAACUCAGCAUGUACUAUGGAAACACUAACUUAUUGUGGCUUGGUCUUCUUAAGACAUCUUUUUAAUACUGUUUAGUAUCAUUUUAUGUACAUUGUUGGGAUGCUCCUCAUCAGUGGCAGUCAACAUGUUAUCUUCCCCUCUCCCUAUGUAUCUAUAUUCUUUAACUCUCGGUCAUGGCUACUGUACUGUGCUGUGCUGACUUGGGGUUUGCUUAUUUGUUACAUAACAUGCACGGGAAGACCUAUUUAUGUUUUUAUUUUUUUCCUGAUGGUUAUAAUUCAAUGCUGAGGUUUCUCCAAAUUAUUUAAGAUGUUUAAUAUCAGUUAACAUUUUAACUCCCUGUCUGGUGGCAUCAUUUCUGUGUGAUUUCACAGUAAACACUUACAAUUAUAUAAAUUCAUUCAAUUUUAACCUUUCGCAUCUAUCCAAAAAUGAAGCAGUGUUUUAAGUAUAUCUGAUUCACUUUAAUUUUGAGCCACACUGUCUUAAGAGCCAGAGGUUAAUCAGAAAGAACAAUUAUGUGGCCUCUCUUUUACAUAAACCAUACAUGCUAACAAGUGUACUUAUUUCUGAUUGGCUUUUUACCUUUAUUUUCCCAACUUUGAGUAAUCACACAGUGAAUUCUGGUUUGUGAGAGAGAGGCAGUGCUUGGAUACUUCCUGUCUCUUAAAAUAGGGCUUAAGAGAGUAGGUGAACUAAGACAUUUAAAAUGACAUUUGGAAAUUAGGCUAAAAAAAUUUUUUUUUACAGAAAUAGAAAAUGGAAGUUUUCAGGGAGGUGUAUGGAGUUGAUGAUACGGUCAAGUGCUCUUUGGGAGGUUCGUGAAGCGUCAGUUCUAUUAUUUUGGAAAGAUUUUUCCCCCUAAUGUGUUACUGUCUCAUAGAAUGGAAUGAGUCUAAAUAUCCCAUGCUCAGAAUCCUAAUCUCGUUAGAUCUUGCUUUGUGACGUUUUUUUCUGGGUGAGUAUUUUAGAACAACAUGUAUUUUCUAUUUUGCUAUCUAGUCUGGUCAAACGUAACAUGAGGAGAGAUCCUUUCUCCCAUUUUUGGACUUUUUUCUUCUUUCAUGGUGAUUAUAGCACAUGGUUGGUGAAAGCUGCAUGUGUCUGUGUUGUAUGUCUGACCGGAACACGGUCCUGAGCUUUAGUUUUUGAACCCCCUUCUCCCCACUUGUUCUACUUUACAUGCUAAAAAGUUACAUGUAGCAGAAUAAUUGAACAUAUGAAAGAGAGAAACUGAAGUUAAAACUUAAUCCUUGGGGAAUUAAAAUUAUUUGUGUUUGCUAAGUAGAUGGAAAAGGCCAACAUCACAUGACUAUGGUUUUUAAAUCUUAUUUGGAAUUUUGUUUGCACAUAAUUACUUUGGGCUCCUUUUAAAGAAGAUUUCUGUAAGAAAGCAUGUCACAUAUUGUUCCCUUUGCACUUUGGGGCGAUUUAGUCCUAUCCAUUUACCAUAGAACUUAAGGAAAGAUAGCAUAAAAUUCAAAAACAUCAGGUUCUCAUAUACACAAGUAACAUUCUCCUUUGAUCCGAUUAGCAUCACAUGACUUGAGGUGGCAGACAGAUUCAUCUUUGUAUCUUUGUCCACAUGUCCCACGGACAGCAAGCACAGGGUUCCAGGGGAUAGAAUAGAACACAUAUUUUACGUUCUGUGUAGACAUGUGAAUGUUGUUUUCCUUACCUUGUGUACUGGUGGCUUUUCCUGUCUUUGUUUUUAAGUGUUGUACUGUGGUGCUUAACUUUUCUUCUUAUUAAAUACCAUCUCCAGAAACUUGUCUUGGAGUUUAGAAAGCACUUUUGGUUGUUGUUGUUGUUGUUUUCCCUUGAAAAAGCUCCUAGUCCUUAUUACCAGAAUUCCUGUUAAUAGAAUUAUGCCAGUUUCGUUGAAAACUCCAGUUCUGGAAGGUGUAACUUUCACAUGAAAGACAUUCUCAUUUUCAGUCAAAAUUUUUGAAUCAUAUUUAAUCAAUAAAAUACUUUGAAUCAUUACGAUACUUGAUUUUCAAAAGCAGACAAACAAAAUGGAAGUCUCUCUGUCUUUGACCAAAGGUAUGGUUUUUCUCAAGCUCUGGCUGUGACCUAACAUGGUACUUUGCACAGUGUGAUUUCUGAAGGUGGCCCCUUUAAGUUAAUGACUCCAUACGACCUGUGUUCAGCGUUUUUUUACCACAGAUAAUGUGAUGCCAGCUGAAACUGGACUGCCCUGUUUCUCAGAGCAGCUGUCCUCUCAGCGUUAGAGCUCUGGUGAACUGUCUCAUGAGCUGCUGCAGUACUGUUUGUUCAGAAUCCACGUUGUUUGUGUAUUAUGAUUUAUUGACUUGUUGAUGCAUGUAAACCGGGUGCAUUUUGUUGCCUCUGUAUGUUAUAUAGCGACCAAUGUUUUUACGAAAGAAUUGAACAAAAAAUAUCUUUUAAGA
Molecule: messenger RNA, 3774 nt
Organism: Mastomys coucha (southern multimammate mouse)
Lineage: Eukaryota; Metazoa; Chordata; Mammalia; Rodentia; Muridae
Gene: Tmem65
Product: transmembrane protein 65
Exons: 8
Coding region: 467-1252 (261 amino acids)
Biological process (GO): regulation of cardiac conduction; cardiac ventricle development
Cellular component (GO): mitochondrion
Source: RefSeq, a predicted model, not a curated record